Molecule: messenger RNA, 1831 nt
Organism: Dermatophagoides pteronyssinus (European house dust mite)
Lineage: Eukaryota; Metazoa; Arthropoda; Arachnida; Sarcoptiformes; Pyroglyphidae
Product: fumarate hydratase, mitochondrial-like
Biological process (GO): fumarate metabolic process; tricarboxylic acid cycle; malate metabolic process
Cellular component (GO): mitochondrion
Molecular function (GO): fumarate hydratase activity
Source: RefSeq, a predicted model, not a curated record
AUAACGAUUACGAUUUUGGUUGCUUUGCCGCUACCGAUAUAUAUUUCAAUUCAAUCCUCUUCUAAUCAAAGUUUUUUCUUUCUCUCUCUUUCUUUCGAAAAGAAAAAUCAUUCGAUAUUCAUUCGAAAAUGUUCAUUCAACAUUCACGUUCAACAAUUAAUUCAUAUCGUUCAUUAUUGAUUGCUAUACGAUCUACAGCUAAUCAAAUUGAACGACGAAAAUCAUUAUUAUUGUUGAAAAAUUCAAAUAACCAUUAUUAUUCUACAACAUCUAAAUUAUUGGAUCAAUUAUCACCGAAAUCAAUAUCAAUAUCAAUAAUCAAUAAAAGAAAUAUGUCCGAUUAUCGUGAAGAAAAAGAUACAAUGGGUAUUGUUCGUGUACCAUCGGAUCGUUUGUAUGGUGCACAAACACAACGUUCACGUGAUAAUUUUCGUAUUGGUGCCGGACAAAAUUGGGAUGCCGAACAAAUGCCCAAACAAAUUAUUCAUGCAUUUGCUAUAUUGAAAAAAGCAUGUGCACGUGUUAAUCAAUCGUAUGGUGAAUUGGAUGAAAAAUUAGCUACCGCUAUACAGAAAGCAUGUGAUGAUGUUUUAGAAGAACGUUUACCGGUAAAAGAUGAAUUUCCAUUAGUUAUUUGGCAAACUGGUAGCGGUACACAAUCAAAUAUGAAUUGUAAUGAAGUUAUUGCUAAUCGUGCAUCAGAAAUUCUUGGUGGAAAACGUGGUUCUGAACGUUUAGUACAUCCAAAUGAUCAUGUUAAUAAAUCACAAUCAUCAAAUGAUACUUAUCCAACUGCAAUGCAUAUUGCUGCUGCUAUUGAAGUUAAUAAGGUAUUAAUACCUGCAUUAGAAAAAUUAUAUCAAUCAUUAAUGGCUAAACAAAAUGAAUUUGAUAAAAUUAUUAAAAUUGGUCGUACACAUUUGCAAGAUGCAACACCAUUAACACUUGGUCAAGAAUUUUCUGGUUAUUCGGCACAAAUUCAAUUGGGUAUUGAUCGUUUGAAAUCUGCUCUGGAACCACGUGUUUAUUAUUUGGCUAUUGGUGGUACUGCAGUUGGAACCGGUUUAAAUACACGUGUUGGUUGGGAUAAUGAUGUUUGUCGACAAAUUUCCGACAUAACUGGUCUGAAUUUUCGUCCAGCACCAAAUAAAUUUGAAGCAUUAGCAUCACAUGAUGCUAUGGUUGAAUUAUCUGGUGCAUUAAAUGUAUUGGCUUGUAGUUUGAAUAAAAUUGCUAAUGAUAUACGUUUAUUAGCAAGUGGACCACGUUCUGGUAUUGGUGAAUUAUUAUUACCUGAAUUAGAACCUGGUUCAUCAAUAAUGCCCGGUAAAGUAAAUCCAACACAAUGUGAAGCAAUGACAAUGGUUUGUGCACAAGUUCAAGGUAAUCAUGUUGCAACAACAAUUGGUGGUACACAAGGUCAUUUUGAAUUGAAUGUUUUUAAACCAAUGAUGGCUGCUAAUGUUUUACGUUCAUCAAGAUUAUUAGCCGAUGCUUCGGUUUCAUUUACAAAAAAUUGUGUUGAUGGUAUACAAGCAAAUGAAAAACGUAUUGAACAAUUAAUGCGUGAUAGUUUAAUGUUGGUUACUGCAUUAAAUCCACAUAUUGGUUAUGAUAAUGCUGCUUUAAUUGCAAAAACAGCACAUAAACAAGGUGGUAAUCUUAAAGAUACUGCAAUUAAAUUAGGUCUGCUAACUGCUGAACAAUUUGAUCAAUGGGUACGACCAGAAAAUAUGGUUGGACCAAAGAAAAAAUAAAACAAAACACCAAAACAACAACAACUUUUGGAUCCCGGAAAAAAUUUUUAAAAGAAAAAAUUUAACUGAAUUUU